GAUCGGCCAGGCAGUUAUUUUAGUAUGUUCAAUAUUAACUGAAUCAAAGUGUAUGAAAUUACCGAAAACAAUAUUUUUCUUUGAAUUUUUAGCUGCUGGUGAUUUAGCCAUCGUUACUAUGAUAAAUAACAUAUCGGCUACACAUACACCAGUCUCAUUGCUCACUCAAGAUGACUCGCAUGUUUCCUUUUGUAAUGCGGAUAAUUUGCCGUCGAAUUGUGAUAGAAACUCGAUUUGCCAUUGUAAUCACUUGGUUGAAUUGAAGUUAUGCAAAAAUUAUGAAUUCUUUUUGACUGAUAGCGGAACACCCGGUGGUGCUGUAAGCCAUCCGAUUCAUUUACAUGGCGUUGGAUUUCAGGUGAUCGAUAUGGGAACCCUCGAACAGUAUAGAAAUGGGCAAACUGGAUUUGGAAAUUCAACCAAAUUGCCGGUUGUCAAAGAUACCGUUAACCUUCCCAGCGGUGGUUUCGUUCGACUGCGCUUCAAAUCUUGCAAUCCAGGCUAUUGGUUCUUCCACUGUCACUUUGAAUAUCACAUGCACGUCGGCAUGCGAGCUAUUAUCAAAGUUGGUAACAAAACAGACAUGGUACCGCCGCCGCCCAAUUUUCCAAAUUGUGAUAACUUUUUUGCACCAGUCUAUGAAAGUUGUUCGGACCAAAUUUAAUUAACAUACUUGUGAUCUUCGUUAUUAUACUUCUAAAAAUAAUCUCUUUGAUAAUAUCGUUAGGAUGUUGAACAUAUUUAAGGCUGUUUAUAAAAUAAUUCGAUAAAUAAGUAAGUUUGAAAGAAUAUGAAAUGUAAA
Sitodiplosis mosellana (orange wheat blossom midge) is the source of this 802-nucleotide messenger RNA. RefSeq lists its product as uncharacterized. The coding region runs from base 53 to 664 and encodes 203 amino acids. The transcript is spliced from 2 exons. NCBI's taxonomy places the organism in Eukaryota, Metazoa, Arthropoda, Insecta, Diptera, Cecidomyiidae. The record is from RefSeq and is a predicted model, not a curated record. Gene Ontology annotation, biological process: iron ion transport. Gene Ontology annotation, cellular component: plasma membrane. Gene Ontology annotation, molecular function: copper ion binding; oxidoreductase activity.